Molecule: messenger RNA, 2938 nt
Organism: Eleginops maclovinus (Patagonian blennie)
Lineage: Eukaryota; Metazoa; Chordata; Actinopteri; Perciformes; Eleginopidae
Gene: dmrt1
Product: doublesex and mab-3 related transcription factor 1
Biological process (GO): regulation of transcription by RNA polymerase II; sex differentiation; germ cell development
Cellular component (GO): nucleus
Molecular function (GO): RNA polymerase II cis-regulatory region sequence-specific DNA binding; DNA-binding transcription factor activity, RNA polymerase II-specific
Source: RefSeq, a predicted model, not a curated record
CAGAAACCUCCGAGGAUGCCCAAGUGCUCCCGCUGCAGAAACCACGGCUAUGUGUCCCCUCUGAAGGGACACAAACGGUUCUGCAACUGGAGGGACUGCCAGUGUCCAAAAUGCAAGCUUAUAGCUGAGAGGCAGAGGGUAAUGGCAGCCCAGGUCGCCCUGAGAAGGCAGCAGGCCCAGGAAGAGGAGCUUGGGAUUUGUGGUCCGGUAUCUCUGAGCGGUCCCGAGGUGAUGGUGAAGAAUGAGGCUGGGGCAGACUGCUUGUUCUCCCUGGAGGGGCGAGCCCCGACACCUACCAGCACCUCCACUUCUUCUCUUGCCGUCACAGGGAGUCACUCGGGACUGUCCCCCAGCCUGUCAGCUGGAGCCCGCGCUCAUACUGAUGAAUCUUCAGACCUGCUGAUGGAAACUUCCUAUUACAACUUCUACCAGCCUUCACGCUACUCCGCCUACUACGGAAACCUCUACAACUACCAGCAAUACCAGGUGGAUGAUGAUAAUAUAAGGCGGUGCAGCGCUUCCAGACAAGAGAUGGUGCCAGAUAAGGAGAGAGGCCCUCUCAGGGAGAUUCCUCAUGGUGAAGGCCGUCUGUCCAGCCACAACAUGUCCUCUCAGUACCGCAUGCACUCCUACUACCCAGCAGCCACCUACCUGACUCAGGGCCUGGGGUCCUCUACCUGUGUGCCCCCCAUCUUCAGCGUGGAUGACAACAACUGCUCUGAGACUAUGGCAGCCUCCGCCUUCUCACCUGGCAGCGGCCCCGCUGGGCACAACUCCACCCUCCCCUUCAGGUCCAUCAACACCCUGGUUAACUCUGAGGUCAACGAGUGUGAUGUCGGCAGCCAGACACCAAACUUAUCCGUGGACUCCAUCGUUGAUUGUGACACCUCAAAGUAAAAUAAUCUAAGGAUGACAUACCAUGAAAAAAAGGAUUAUGAGAUCAGUUAGGCAAAAAAAGCCUCACCGCUCACUGUUGCUGCAGGUUUCUGUUUCCGUCCAGGAGGUAUAUUCCAUGAGAUUGUUAAGAUCACAAAUAGUUUGUGCGAUUGAGGUUGUUUCUUUUCGUUAAUGUUAUUGUGAAGCCAGUCCAUCAGCACAGAAAGUUAGAAAAAACAAAUAGUUUCAAAAUGUUGUAAUACAACAUGCAAAUAUCUGCCAAGCACACAUUUAGGCUGUUAAGAGGAUUUUUCAUUAUUGUCAAUCAUAAUGCUAUUGAUUAAUUCAAACUAGAAAGUGACUUGUAUGUGUAAACUUGUACAUUAUAGUUUUGUAUUUUUCCCUAAAGAAAUAUAAAAAAGUAAAAUGUCUUGAGUGAUUUUCACAGUUAGUCAUGAAGUGUUUCUAUUUACACAGAUAAGGUACAUAUUAAUGAACUAGCUAUUGACAAUCAGAAUAAAGGCUUUGUGUUUGCUACGAUACAUUGUUCAAGCCAAAACUCUGUACUCAAGCACUUAAAAUUAAAAUAUCUGAUACAAUAAAUUGAUAUUGUUUAUUUUCAAAGACACACAACAGACACUUUUGAUUAGGUUUCCUUGAGUAUUUUUGAAAAAAAGAUUUACCAGUUAAUGUAUUUUAUCCCACACUAUUAAUUACAAAUGCCUUGAUGCCUUUUAUAAAAAGCAUUUAAUUUUCCCAUAUAAACCAAAAGCAAAACAUCUGCAAUACGCUGAACUGCCAGCCUAUAACGACUAGAUAUCUUGACACUCACCACUGUAACAGUAUUAUCAGCAUCAGAUAAUUCUGGAAAACAUGCUAACACUGUGUGCAUAUGUUUUUCCCUCCCUGGUACAUGUUUUCAUUGCAGUAAAGUUUUAGAGCAGAAAACCUCUGAAAGAGAGGGAUGUGGUGCGAUGGGAGAAAACAGGCAGGUUAGACAUGAAUCAUGUUUUCCUCCGUUGCAUUUGCGUGUGAUGAGCCCCGGCUGCUUAUUUAUGGCACCAAUCCAGCGUCAUCGUUUAUUCCUCUGAAUUUGCAUGUCUAUUGUAUAUUUAACCCCUUCAGACCAGGAGCCUUUACUUUGCACACAGGCUACUGUUUACACACUUUGGUACGGCAUGUAGAACAGGCGGAGGACCAAUGACGUGUAAGGCUGCAAUAAUUUGAUUAGUAGAUUCACAACACAUAACAGCCACCAUUUUGAUAAUCACAAAUAAAUGCCUUGUAUUUUAUGGUUUUAGCUUUUAAAACAUUCAAUAUUUGCAGAUUUUUCUUGAGUUGAAUUGAAGUUAAUUGAAUAUGUGUCGGACUGUUCAGAUCUGGGCUGUGUUUGCUUUAAGGUGCCAUGUUAUGCUUUAUUGGGUUUCCCCUUCUCUGUAGUUUAUUGUAUGUGUAAAUGGUCUGCAAACGCUAAAAUCCAAAAUCUCCCCCCCCUGCCUGAAACCAUUCCAUAGGACUCCUUUGUUUACUUUUUUAACAAAGUGACAUCACUACAUCACACUCACGCUUACUGGCUAGCGCUCCAACACAAUGACGUGAUAGACUAAGGGGCAGGAGAUCUCUAAGCGGUUUUCGCUUACCAAUCAGAGCAGACUGUGCUGUGGUGUCCGACAGAGGCUCGAGAUAGAAACACCAAAUAAAGAUAUGAACAUGAGCAGUAGCAUAAUAAGCUUUAUUGACCAAAUAAUCAGAUUGAUGGGUAAUGAAAAUCUUUGUCAGUUGUGUUGCUGUAACAGAUGAAAUACUCAGCGUUUUUUUGUUCGUAAGUUACAAUCUAUCCUAAAAGUACUUUCUUUUACAUAUUGAAAUAAUGUGUUGCGUACUUUUGAGUUCUGUUGUUUUAGUGUUAAUUAAAGAAUAACUCAGAUGAUAUGUUGCCAACUUUCCUGCCUAGGUGAAACCGAGGAGAAAACCACUACACUGCAUAUUGUUGAUGUGUUUUGUGUUUUAUGGACAAUUACUUCCAGCUGCAUGCUUUGAAAGUGUUUAUUUCUGUUUGUGU